AUGAAAAAAGUGGAAAUUUUGAAAACGCCAGUCAUUCAACAACGACCGGUGGCUCCAUCUCGUACAUCGAGUCCUCCAGUGACUGCUCCACGAAUCGCAAUUAAGCCCCGCCCACCGCCGGCAUCUGGAAAUUCUGGAAUUCCUGAAAACAAUGGACCAAUUUCACCACCGGAUUCAUCAGUUUCGAAAUCUAGUGGAAUGAAGGAAUCCGUGCGAUUUUUGAAUGAUAUCGGAGAGAUUACUGAUAGUAUUUCGGAUCUUCUCACAAAUAGCCCGAAUUUCAACGUUAUCUCUGCCAUCGGACCGCAGGGAGCCGGAAAAUCGACGAUUUUGAGUAUGUUGGCUGGAAAUAAUUCCAGACAAAUGUAUAGAGAAUACGUCUUCCGUCCGGUAUCCCGUGAAGCGAAUGAGCAAUCUCGUCACCAAACGACACAAAUCGAUAUUUAUGUGACGAAUCAUCAGAUUUUCCUAGAUUGUCAACCAAUGCACAGUUUUUCGAUAAUGGAAGGAUUACCGAAACUGAGAGGAGGACGGCUAGAUGAAGCGACGGCGAUGAGUGAUACUCUUCGCCUCACCGCUUUCCUCCUAUUCAUCAGUCAUACUGUACUUGUUAUCUCUGAAACACAUUUCGACAAAACAAUCAUUGAUACGAUUCGAACAUCCGAACAAAUUCGACCAUGGUUACAUCAAUUCCGUCCGAAACUUUCUAUUGAAAGAAUGACGAAUUUGGUUUUUAUAAAAACGAAAGCGAGCUCAAUCGACACGGCUCCAUCGGUGAUUCGUGAGAGAGCACAAUUGCUUCGUUUGGCAUUUCGAGACUCGAAAUGGCUGAAAAUCUCAAAAGAACCCUUUAAAUGCCUCCUAGUUUUGGAGGAAAUUCGUGUGAAACGAGAGCAUUUGUAUGAGGGAGAGGACGAGAUCGAUGAGACAAUGCUCAAUGAGUUUGAUGAGCAUAUUGCUCAGCUUAGAGUCAUGUUGCAGAGGAAUCGAGACGAUUUUACGGUGGAGACGGCGGCGAUGGAUGAGAAGAAAUGGCUAGAAAUGUGUCAAGAAGUGAUUCGCGACAAAACAUUUCAUCGAAUUCUCAAAGAAUUCCAUCGUUCCGAUCGAGACCGCUCAUCGAUUUAUGCGGAGAAUGGAGAUCGAUAA
Messenger RNA from Caenorhabditis briggsae, 1149 nucleotides. RefSeq names its product Protein CBR-SMG-9 (gene Cbr-smg-9). Gene Ontology annotation, biological process: nuclear-transcribed mRNA catabolic process, nonsense-mediated decay. The transcript has 6 exons. The coding region runs from base 1 to 1149 and encodes 382 amino acids. Lineage: Eukaryota; Metazoa; Nematoda; Chromadorea; Rhabditida; Rhabditidae. The record is from RefSeq and is a predicted model, not a curated record.